Molecule: messenger RNA, 597 nt
Organism: Tetrahymena thermophila SB210
Lineage: Eukaryota; Ciliophora; Oligohymenophorea; Hymenostomatida; Tetrahymenidae
Product: DNA-directed RNA polymerase subunit beta
Exons: 2
Biological process (GO): DNA-templated transcription
Molecular function (GO): ribonucleoside binding; DNA binding; DNA-directed RNA polymerase activity
Source: RefSeq, a predicted model, not a curated record
AUGAAAAUUAAAUGCCAUAUAACAAAUGAUGGUACACCAAUUGAUAUCAUAAUUAAUCCUUGUUCAUUUUCAACCAGAAUGACAAUAGUGAAGAAGAUAGAUAGAUAAGAAGAAAUAUAAAGAAAUAUAUUGGGAUAGAAAAAGAUUUAUUAUCCUUUAACUGGGGAAUUUAUUGGUUAUGCUCAAGUUGGAUUUGUAUUUUAUGCCGCUCAAGAAUAAAAAGCUUUUAGUAAACUUUAUGCUGUAGGAUUUAACGAAGCUUAUAGAAACUAAGUAUUUUAACCUAGAGAUGGUGCAAAGAAUAAUGGAGGUUCGAGAUUAGGUGAAAUGGAAAUGGCUGCAUUUUUAUCUGCAGGUACAACAAAUGUAAUAAAAUAAUUUGCGUGGUAGCACUCAGAUGGAUUUGUUAUUAAUAUAUGUUCUCACUGUGGUUUAUAUGCGCAUAGAGAUUAGAAUUAAUAAAAAUAUUAUUGUAAAAAUUGUAACGGUAAAAGUGAAGUUGUUAAAACAUAAAUAUAAUAUUCAUCAAAACACUUUAAGGAUUUAUUGAAUUAUUUGGGUAUGUCUAUUUAUUUCAAACCAAAAUAGAAGAGAUGA